AGAGAGGAAGGUGCGGGCGUCUGCUCUUAUGUUCGAAGAAAUUUUGGUAUGGUGUGACGUGAUGUGAGGUGAUUUGUUUUGUAGUGCUUUUCUUUAGGUUUUGAUUUCUUUUUCUUGAGUAUUAAUUUUUAAGAGGAAUUCGAAUUUUUGAAAAACGUAUUUGAGUAGGGCAUUAGGCUAGAUCCAAAGUCUUCCAGAUGAAUAGUUUGCGAAUAUUUUAUACAACAUUUUUAAAGUAUUCGUAUUUUUUUUUAGGUUUGAGUCUUGGUAUAGGUUUAGCUGUGUUUCUUUCAUUUACUGGUGCUUCAAGUAAUAUAAACAAGUGCCUACCGAACGCUUAUAUUCUACGAGAAAAUACCGCGAAAGGAUGGGAUAUAUUGGAAAACUUUGAUGAUUACGAGCCAAUAAUCGACCUGCAAAGGAAGCCAAAUAAGCCACCACAACAUCAAGAAAAACUUAAUCGUUUAAGACCAAGAUAUUAUUCCACUGAGCUCAGCAUCAAAGAAAAGCUAUUUGUUGGUAUUAUAACUAAUCCUCAAACUGUUAAUGUACUUGGAGUAGCUUUUAACAGAACUUUGUCAAAACAUGUAAAAACACUUGUGUAUUUUUUGAAGGAGAGCCAUCCUGAAAAUUUGAGUAAUAUCUUCUCUUUACAAACAAUUAUUGGAUUCAAAGAUGUGUCUGGUGAAAAGGUACAAUUACACAUACUCAAAUACAUAUUGGACACAUUCGUCAAUGAAUACGAUUUCUUUUUUCUGGUUCGAGACACAACUUAUGUGAGAGGGUCAAAAUUACUUGACUUUGUAAAUCAUUUAAGUAUUAGUCAAGAUGUUUAUACUGGCCAUGUAAUCCAUGAUGAAAUAAAACUGAAUGACUAUUGCUCUUUAAAUGGUGGUCUGCUUCUGAGUAACAGUGUGAUCAAAAAAGUUGGACAAAGUUAUACUUCCUGUCUAAAACAAUCUGCUUUCAGUAACAGUCAGGAUGCUUUAGGAAGAUGUAUAACUUAUGUUACAGGAAUGUCUUGCAGACAAGAAGUUCAGGGUAAAACCUUUCAUGCAUAUGUUGUUAACAAAGAUGUGAAAAAGACACUUCAAGAUAUGGAUGCAGUAGAUCCAAAAGACUUCCAUGUAGUUUUCCCUGUAUAUAAUUCAAAAGAUCAUUAUCAAAUUCAUAAGUACUUUAGUGAAAAAGAAUUAAGUAUAACUCACUAUAGUAUUAAAUCAGUUGAAGAACACAUUGUUCAACUUGCACCUUUGGUUCCUGGAAGAAACUCAAGUGUUACAUGGCCUCUAGGCUUAGAACCCCAUUUUAAACCUGAAAGUAGGUUUGAUGUUAUUAGCUGGAAUCACUUUAAUGGGACACACAAGUUCUUAGACCCAACAGACCCUCAAGUUGUAUCCAGACUUGUUGGAGUGAAGCAAACAGAUACUAUUGCUAUCCUGAAUGACUGCUUACAAUGGUUGCAAAAGAAAUAUGGAAAGGUGUUUUCAUCUCAAGUUCUUGAAAAUGGAUACUGGCGUAUUGACCCUACUCGUGGUAUGGAGUACUUAAUGGACAUCAAACUGUUAAAUAACAAACAAAACAAAAUAGUACAAAAAAGACUGGAAAUCGUGCGACCGUUAAACAAAAUUGAGAUAAUUCCAGUGCCUUAUGUGACAGAGCACACUCGCAUUGCUUUAGUUACUGUUGUAAAAGCUGAUGAAAUUACUUAUGCAAAAGAGUUUUUAAGUGAAUAUGAAGUUGCAUGUUUAGAAAAACAAGAGAACUCAGCUUUGCUGCUGGUAUUUUUAUAUGGUCCAAAUGACCCGGGGAAAGGGAGUAAGGAUGAUGUAUUUGGCCAGUUGAAAUCAUUAAUAUCAUUUUACAAUAAUAGGUACCGAGCUGGUGGAGCCAAAAUUGCGUGGUUAAGUGUAAAAACUGAUAUUCGAGAACCACCAGAUUUUGCAGUCAUGGAUCUUGUGUGCCGAAAGCUAACUCCUGAAUCUAUAGUUCUACUGGGUAAUCUCAAAAUGGAAAUUCGGACUGAUUACUUAAAUCGUGUGAGAAUGAAUACAAUUUUAGGUUUCCAGGUGUUUUUUCCAAUCCCUUUUGUACAGUAUCAUCCAAAAGUUCAGGGUACUACAAGUAAAAAUUUUGAGAUAAAGAAGGAUUUAGGUCAUUUUGAUAUUCAUAGCUAUCAGUCAAUGAGCUUUUACAUUUCUGAUUAUAUAGCUGCACGUACAUUAAUCAAGAAGGAAGUGCCAUUUGUUAAAACUGACAGAGAUCUCAAAAAUGAACGGCUAUAUAACUUGGAGUAUGGAAUAUUUGAUAUGUUUGUGAGAUCCAAGCUUUGCCAUGUUUUACGUGCCAUAGAGCCAGAACUAAGAAUCAAAUAUAGAACUUUAAGUUGUAGUUUAGACUUGAAUCAUGAGGCUUACCAACAGUGUCUACAUAGCAAAAAAGAAAGUUUAGGCUCCAAAUCUCAACUUGCUAAGCUCAUACUCAAGAAAGAAAUGAUACAGAGUGAGCAGACGAGGUGAUAAUUUUAAAACACUACAUUUUGAAAAGCGUUAGCAGUUCAUAAUAUCUGUUGUUCCUUUAAUUAAUGUCGGAGAUUCAUUGUCAAGUGAGAGCUUUCAUUAAAAAAAAACAGAAUCUCAAUCCUCAAAGUUGAUGGCAAAACUGCUUUCAGUAAUUUGUUCCUAGUGCUACUGUCUCAAGAUUAGAUGUCAUUCACAAAUGUAGAUAGAAUUUACUUAAUUUUCCAAAAGUAUAUAUAUACCAUUUGCAUACAUAUAGAUCAAUUUAUUUCAUAUUUUUUGUUAUGGCAAUGACUGUACUAAUUUUGUUGUUUUUUUCUUUGUGACUAACGUUUUAUAAUUUUAAUAGUUUUUUAGGAAGAUUAUGAAAAGUCAAGUUCAAAGUAUAGUGUAUAAUACUGACAAGAUUUCUAUGAAUGGUUCUGCCACAUUGAAUUCUGAAUUAGUGUAGUACCUGCAUCCAGUUUUUAGCCAAAUGGUAAAUUUUUCUAAAUACUAAAAUUAUAUAUAUAUAUAUAUAUAUAUAUAUAUAUAUACAUAAUAUGCUAUUCUUUUUUAUUAGUUUAAUUUUUAUAUGGAUAUUUACUUGGUCAUAUCUUUACUUGUUAUGUAACUGCCUAAAUGAAGAAAAUGUAUGGAAUGAACAGAAAACCUUUAAACCAGGAUUUAAAAUUGGAGCUUAUUGUUUUGUUCUUUUAUGAUGUUCAUACACACAUCUAGGGCUGGGUGAUUAAAUUGAUUAAUUGAUAUAAUCAAUUAACUGUGGGCAUCAGCUACAUGAAUUAGUCCCAUAAAGUAAUCCAAAUUACGAUUAAGUCAAUUAGUAUCAUCAAAAUAACCAUUUGUAUUUUCGAUUCCAUUUUCAAUUAUUGCCACUACUAAAUAAUUGAAAUUAUGAUUAAAUCAACUAAUAUUUCUGGCUAUUAUUGUUUUUGAUUAUUCCAGCUAUCCAAGAAAAUGAAAUAUUGAUAUUAUUCUCAUUUGUUAAGCACCAAAGUUACACAAUGGGCUGUCUGUAUUCAACUCACUUAGGGCAUCAAAACCUGAUUUGUGAGGGUGUAAGUUGUUUUUUUUAGUCAAAUAAUAUGAGAAUAAUCUAUAUUCUCAAGAGAAGGAUAAAAUGAUAAUCUAUCAGUUGAAUGUAACCAAUUAAAGAGCCCAAAAACUAAUUGAUUAGCAAAUUCCACUAAUCACCCACUUCUACUCACACAAAUUUUCAGAAUAUUUGGCGUUUUGUUUUAGACAACAACAUACCUUAUUUAUUGGUUUAAACCCAUAAAACUUAAGUUGAGAAAUAAUUUUCGUAUAGUUUAAAAACUGACUGUGAAACUAAAAUCUGAAAACUGUGCAGUCAAAAGGUAUACAUGUAUGUUUGUGAAUUUGUAGUUUUAUAAAAAAUAGAAUAUAACUUAAUAUUCUACUUAAUAAUUAGAAAAAAGUAUGGUCAUGUGAUUAAACUGGCUGGAUAUUUGGUGCUAUUUUAAUAUACAUGUAAUUGUAUUAUGCAUAUACAGUCUUGUUACCUACUAUAGAAUAAUAGGUACUUUGAUUUGCUAAGUAUUAUAUUCAUAGUGCCUUAAAAUUAACAGUAAUAUGAAUUCAAGUCUAUAGGACAUAACUAGAUGAAUAGUAUCAGAUGUUUAAAAAAAUUAAAUGGGAAUUUUUAACAAAAACAUUCUGAUUUAAAGGUUGCAAAUGAAACUGGUUCAGUAACAAAGUUAUAUCUCAUGACACAGUUGUUGUUUUUGUUACUGUGUAUACUAUUUUGUAUAUGUGGUUCACUAGGAGUGUUAGAUGUAUUUUUAUACAAGUUAGUGCUUUUUACCUAGGAUAUUUUGUACUCUGUGGAAAAAUAAAUGUUUUAAAUUACAUUUUAUAUGUAGGGCAAUUUAAAUAAUUUACAAUACUUUGUGUUUCACAUAGACUUAUAAUGAAUGUUAUUGUGAAGUUUAUGGUAAGUUUAUUUUUUCAAGCCUGAAAGUUUAAAAUUUUAUCCUUGUAAUUUAAAUGCACUUGUUUCUUUAAUGUUCAUGACAUUUUUUAAGUUAUGUGAUGCAUUUUGAAACAUUUUAAUCUUAUUAAAAAAAUAAUUUCAUUCUUGUAUAUAUAUAUAUGUAUAACCUAGAGUGCAAAUUGAAAGAAACUGUAAUAGUGUAAACAAGAAAGCUAAAAUACUCUCGAUUACAGUGUCAAAUAUGUAUAUGUGUACACUGAUAAACAUCGCAUUCCUGCGUUCAUGUACAGGUAUACUACAAGUGUUUAGUUCACACCUAGACAAUCUUCCUUAUUAUUUUACUAUUGCCUAAAUUUUAUUUACAUUAGGCUUGAUGUGUUUUUGUACUAACAUGUAUUGUGUACUCAAAUUCUCAUAAAUAUUGUGAUGAUAUUUUUCAAAUUUUGUGAACUAUUUGCAUUCAAAAUGUCCUCCUGAGAUUAAGGAUUUUACAUAUUAUAUCUCAUACUAUGGUUUAUCUCAUUUUUAGUAGCAAUUUUUAUUUGAAACACCCUCUCCAAAAUCAUCUGUACUGUACCAUAUUUCUGAUAUGAAAGUUUACUCCUUGAGAACAAUAAAUGUGAAAAAUAUCCCUUUUAAAUCAUAUUCAUUGUGUUAAGUUGUUCUUGGAAGUAUAUGUAGGUCAGUGAUGUCACUGAUUUGUAUUGGAAAAAAUGUUUUUGUCAGUCGGAUAUAUCAACAUAAAAGUAAUCAUGAUUUGUGUCUUUUUUUUUAAGUUUUUGUACAUGAUUGAAGAUAAAGCUUUGACAUAUUUUUUGUUUUAAGAACAUUAGU
This is a messenger RNA of Limulus polyphemus (Atlantic horseshoe crab), 5307 nucleotides long. RefSeq names its product chondroitin sulfate synthase 2-like (gene Chpf). The record is from RefSeq and is a predicted model, not a curated record. The transcript has 2 exons. NCBI's taxonomy places the organism in Eukaryota, Metazoa, Arthropoda, Merostomata, Xiphosura, Limulidae. The coding region runs from base 198 to 2519 and encodes 773 amino acids. Gene Ontology annotation, molecular function: glucuronosyl-N-acetylgalactosaminyl-proteoglycan 4-beta-N-acetylgalactosaminyltransferase activity. Gene Ontology annotation, cellular component: Golgi cisterna membrane.